This is a messenger RNA of Archocentrus centrarchus (flier cichlid), 2517 nucleotides long. RefSeq names its product chloride anion exchanger-like. The transcript has 21 exons. The record is from RefSeq and is a predicted model, not a curated record. Gene Ontology annotation, cellular component: membrane. Bases 96 to 2357 code for a protein of 753 amino acids. Gene Ontology annotation, biological process: transmembrane transport. NCBI's taxonomy places the organism in Eukaryota, Metazoa, Chordata, Actinopteri, Cichliformes, Cichlidae.
CUCCAAGAGCAGAAGGAGGAGGAAGAGAGACAGAUAAGGACGCUCACAGAGCCACAUAGAGAGGAAGCAGCAUCUGUCCAGGCAGCAGAGGCGAGAUGAUGCGUCCGGGAGUUAAGCAGUAUGUGGUGACCAGACCACUGUACUCGGAGGAGUCCUUCGCUCAGGAACAUGAAAAGGUCUACAGGCACCGCAAAACCACGCUGGAUCACAUCAAGCAGUACUUUACAUGUGACGCUAAGCGAGCCAAGAACGCAGCGCUCUCUCUUUUUCCUGUCAUCGGCUGGAUGAAAAUGUACCGACUCAAAGAGUGGCUGCUCAGUGACAUAGUGUCAGGUGUCAGCACUGGACUGGUGGCCGUUCUACAAGGUAUGGCCUACUGUUUGUUGGCCUCUCUGCCACCCUGGUAUGGACUGUUCUCCGCCUUCUUCCCUGUCAUCAGCUACUUCUUCCUAGGCACCUCCAGACACAUCUCAGUGGGUCCAUUUCCAGUCCUGUGUCUGAUGAUUGGCUCAGUGGUCACCAGGCUGGUCCCAGACGAAGGGCCAGUCGCCAACAUCACAGGGUUUGAAGGUCUGAGCAAAGAUGAGCAGAGAGUGUUGGUGGCCUCUUCUGUGUCCUUCCUUGCGGGUAUCAUGCAGCUUGCGAUGGGUGUUCUGCAGGUGGGCUUCAUUGUCAUGUACCUUUCCGACACGCUGGUGUCGGGCUUCACCACAGCAGCCGCGAUCCACAUCCUGGUGUCGCAGCUCAAGUUUGUGUUGGGGCUGGAAGUACGAGGUAUCAGUGGGCCGCUGUCAAUCAUAUAUACCUUGGAGAUCAUCUUCAACAAGAUCACCUCCACCAAUGUCUGUGAUGUGCUGAUCUCCCUGGUGAUCAUGGUGGUGGUGUUCAUCGUAAAGGAGCUAAAUGACAGAUUCAGAUCCAAGUUGCCUGUGCCCAUCCCCAUAGAGGUUAUCAUGACUGUUAUUGCCUGUGGAGUUUCAUAUGCAUUUGACUUUAAGACGCGAUAUGGCAUUGAAGUCGUUGGGUAUAUUCCAAAAGGGUACGAGGCGCCGAUGGCCCCAAACCUGCAGAUCUUCCAAGAGACAGCAGUAGAAGCCUUUCCUAUGGCCAUAGUGGGUUUUGCAGUGGCUUUCUCUGUGGCCAAAGUUUAUUCUGUGAAACACGAUUACACCAUAGAUGGAAAUCAGGAACUGAUAGCCUUUGGAGUGAGCAAUAUCUUUGGAGCUUCCUUCAAGUCUUUUGCAGCAAGUACAGCUCUUUCUAGGAGCGCGGUUCAGGAGAGCACAGGUGGCAAAACUCAGAUUGCUGGUUUGCUUUCAGCUAUCAUAGUGAUGAUUGUCACACUGGCUGUUGGAUUCCUGCUGGAGCCCCUACCAAAAUCGGUGCUGGGCGCCGUAGUCAUCGUCAACCUGAAGGGCAUGCUGAUGCAGUUCAGCGAGAUCCCGUACCUGUGGCACAGGGACAGACCAGACUGUGUGGUAUGGCUGGGUACCUGCAUUGCUUCUAUCUUGCUGGGACUGGAUCUAGGACUGGCUGCCGGCCUUGGUGUGGAGCUGAUCUGUGUCGUCCUCAGGGUUCAGUUCCCUCGCUGCAGUCUGCUGGCCAACAUUAAGGGAACUGAUAUCUACAAAGACCAAAAGGACUACAUGGAUAUAUACGAGCUGGAGGGAGUGAAGAUCUUCAGGAUUCCAUCACCAAUCUUUUUCGCCAAUAUUGAGUUCUUCAGAACCAAGCUGGUGGAAGCUGUCGGGUUUAACCCAUUGCGAGUGUUGAGAAAGAGAAAUAAAGCAGUGAGGAUGAUACGGAAACUUCUGAAGAAGGGCAGAUUGCAGUGGACAUCUAACGGCUUCCUGAAUACCUCAUGUGGACCCAUACAUGAAUCAGAAGAUGAGAGCAACAUGGAAGAGCUAGACCAGCCGACUGACUUCAAAGACUUUCCUGUCCAGAUUGACUGGAACGGCGAGCUUCCAGCCAACAUUAUUGUUCCUAGCGUGGAAAUCCACAGCCUGAUCCUGGACUUUGCCGCUGUCUCCUUCUUAGACAUCUCUGCGCUGAAGGGACUCAAAACAUUGCUGAAAGAGCUGAUCCGGGUUGAUGUCGAGGUCUACAUCGUAGCUUGUGAUUCUUACAUCCUGGAGAAACUCCAUGAUUGUUGCUUCUUUGAUGAUGAAGUUCAGCCCUCAAUGUUCUACCUGACACUGCAUGACGCCAUGCUGAACAUCCUGGAGAAACACCCAGAACCUAUGCAAAAAAAAUCAGACUAUGAAAAGGUAAUAACCACAGUCACUGUUCAUCAUCCCCUUGGCAGUUUGAGGAGCAGAGACAAAAAUGAUUCAGGCCCACAAACAAAGUUUUAAGAUGAUGACCAAGAAGAGCAAAGACCAAAAGCAAAAUGAUGCUGUAAAGCAACCCACACAAUGAAUAACGAUCAACUGCUUUAAUUUCAUCCUAUUUAUGUGGUUUUUACUUCAUUGCAUGAAAAUGCUUCUAUUCUAUUGUUUGUUUUUUAUACUGUAC